AUGGCUGAUACCGAUGGUCUGAGCCUCAUGGAGCGUUUGAUCGCUACCUUCGCGAAUGUGGGCAAGGACAACCCUCGUUAUCGGGUCCUGAAACGGCGCGUGGACGACACGCUGAAGUCUUCAUUGUAUGGACGUACCGACCAGUUUGCUGUAGCGAAACUACUAGACGGGCUUCAAGAAAAGUUCCGAGUCCUUAGCCGAGACGACUUGGCGGACGCUCUUCAAUUACGACUAACUGAGUUAGAUGGGCAUCGCGGCGCUCUGUUUCCUGAAGUCCUCUCCCUUCUACUACAGCUUGCGGAUCGACCGGCCCAGCUUUCAAGGGUCGAACGGAUCGCAAAGGCCGAUGCCGAGACAGUCGACCAGCAGCUCUCUUGGACGGAUUUGGAUGCGUCAGGGACUGCAUAUUGCGACGAGGAUAUAUGGGAAAGCGUCGACUAUGGUGCUGGUUCGUCUGAAGAUGAUGUAUCAUCGAUAUCUAGCGACUCUCAGAUUGGCCGAAGUGUCACUCGAACAUCGAUAGCCCCAGACGACGACUACGUGAUUCCGGACGAUGUCUUCUCCUCAGGGGAGGAUGAAGAUCUGGUAAAAUCCAUCCAAAGCGUUCAGUUCUGGAGAGAGGAUAAUGUUCAGGACGCUACUGAGGACGAGAGGGGGUCUUCUCGUGUUCUCACUGAACUUCAGCUUGCGAGAGAGACGAUAUUCAUGCUACAAGGCCUACCAACCUCACUAUUCUGGCGGUUGGACGGGCAAGUCCAGUUGGACCGCAGAUACACGCUCGCACAUUUGUCGCCUGCUGCCCUCUCUUCUUUACUGCGCUCCAUAAGCUUGUGCGGGACCAAGGUCGACAUACUGAGGCGCUUCACAAAGUCACCACAGACGAAUACUUACAUGCAGACAUUUCGUCGCAGCGUCGAGAAUCACUUAUCUGAGUUCGACAAAUUUCUCUCAGAUCUGCAGUCUCGAUAUCUCGAUCAACGCUCUAACUUCGCUGUUAGCCUUUUACAAUUGUCUGACGAUGUCCAUCGCGAGUCGACACUGCUCGUGCUCCUAGCGGAUCUUAUCUCUAACCUCGAAAGCGGGACUACAGACAGCGCUGUUCGGUGCCUUGAUUUGCUGUAUGGUUUGGUGUGCAACACUCAAGCGUCAGGGGACGAUGAGAAUUAUGCCGUCCUUGUUCGCAUUUUCUGCAGCUGCUUCGAAACAUACGCUCGGCCAAUUCGUCGUUGGAUGGAGACAGGUCAAUUGGAAUCAUCUGCGCAUGUAUUCUUUGUCAGGGAGAAUCGCGACAAGCCUGACUUGCGGACUUUAUGGCACGAUUGGUACACGCUCGAGAAACAGUCCGAGUCUGCGAACACACCAAGGUUUAUACGGCCCUUCGCUGACAGGAUCUUCAUCACCGGGAAAAGCAUGGUCUUUUUGAAUCGGCUGAAUGCAGCUCAAGACUUUGAACCCCCAGCGAACACCACGCUGUCUUUCGAGGAUAUCCUCACUCCUGAGCCAUCCUCAGUCUGCCUUCCCUUUUAUGCAUUGCUCGAAUCUGCUCUUACCAACGCCAUCAACGAGCACUACGCAUUUACGUCUACUAUGUUGCGAAAUGAACUAGACGAGCGAUGCGGGUUAUGGAUAUCCCUUCAAGCCUUGGAGCAUAUCUAUCUUUGCAAAGACAUGAGUAUGAUCGGCCCGAUCGAUGCCAAAGUUUUUGAACUGAUUGAUCGAGGAAAGGGUGGAUGGAGUGAUCGAUUUCUACUUACAGAGCUUGCCCAAAGUGCAUUCAGCUCCAUGCUACUCAUCGAUCCAACUCGUUUGAUCGUGCGAUCCAACAAAAAUGCCAACAGUUCGACCCGCCCACGAUCUGUGAAGAUCCUCGAUAGUCUCUCCUUCGACUACAUUCUCCCCUGGCCUGUCGCCAACAUUAUCACCAAGGAUGGAAUAGCCGCCUACCAGCGUAUCUCAACGUUCCUCAUGCAGAUUCGCCGGGCCAAGCAUACAAUCGUCAAACAACGUCUCCAAUACUCCCACCUUGGAGCCGACGAGCAAAACACAGACUCGAGAGGAAAGACGCUCAGCUAUGCCCUCCGCCAUAACAUGCUCUGGUUCCUCAAUACCCUCUACAGCCAUCUCACAGACUUUGUCAUUUCCUCUACCACAGACUCACUUUGCAAAUCCCUCUCGACAGCUAGCGAUGUUGACGCCAUGAUCGCCGCACAUCGCUCGUACAUGGACUCGUUAGAAGAGCAAUGCCUUCUUUCCUCUAACUUCAGUCCGCUCCACCAAGCAACCCUCACACUCCUUGAUCUCUGUAUCGCCUUCGCCGACCUUCACAUAGCGCGAUCUCACCACCUACAUCAGAACACCUUCGACCUCGCACGGACACCGCGCAGGCAACCAAUCUUCAAGCCUCUCAGGGCAGGCUUAACACCAACACCCCGAAAAGCGCGCUACGAGUAUUCCUAUGGCGAUGAGGAUGACACCGAUGACGAUUCCGACGGAGAAAACGAUGCCUCCGAUGACGGAGAUGAGAACGAUGAUCCAGAGAAGGAAUCUACUCUUCGCCAUACGCCUCUGAAUGACACACAGUACACCCAGCGCUUGAAUGAUAUCCAAAACCAAUUUAACCACCUUGUUGCGUUCCUAACAGCGGGGCUUAAGGGCGUUGGCCGUGUUGAUGGGCAGGUUAGCUGGGAGAUGCUGGCAGAGAAGCUGGAGUGGAGGAAGGAGAAACAAGGGGCUUGGUCUUGA
Molecule: messenger RNA, 2742 nt
Organism: Aspergillus calidoustus
Lineage: Eukaryota; Fungi; Ascomycota; Eurotiomycetes; Eurotiales; Aspergillaceae
Source: the annotation of a GenBank genome assembly